AUGUCAGUUAUUAACGAUGACAUCUGCCGCUUAGAUACGCAACUGGAUCAAAUUAAGCAAGAAAUCAAUGACCUACAAUUUGCCUCACUGGAGACCCAAAAACAUACGCAUGAUUUGGACGCCAAUACAGAGCGCACAUCUGACCUAGCAGAUGUUAUCACCUCUCUCUCUGUGCCCUCCAAGUCCCGACCGGUGCUCCCCCCCGAGCAUAUUGUGGAAUUGACUUUGAAGCUCUUCCGGUCCCCAUGUGAACCACAUGGGCUGCUUUCGUCCACAGACCAUGGCCUAGAAGAACUCACGUGGCUGGCAGUUACGAAAGCCACUGUACAGACUUUAGGGGUGAUCUUGAGGUCUCUCCUAGACCGGAGUUUGCUCCUCAGCGAUGAAAUCUCUUACUGGGACACAAUUCUGGGGUCUUAUUGGCACAUCGGUGUUUAUACACUGCAAACAUUACCUUUUCGGAUAUGGCGCAGGUUGGCCAAGCCUCGCCCUAGCAAGAAUGAUAGCGGUGUCAAGGCAAGGUUUCCCAUGUCUGUCUCAGUCCAAUGGACUCAUUUUUACGAGUCCAUACAGAGAUGUUUUUGUGCAGGAAACUUGCAUGCUCUACAGGCAAACGUACUGUCACCGUUUGUAGCAGCGAAAUCUGAGAUAAGGCGGAAGCGCGAAAGGCUUAAAGUGAUGAAGGACCUCAAUGCCCACGGUAUCGGCCUCCUCAUGAGAGAGUGUUUCCCUGCUCAAGAAAAUGACGAUAAGUGUAAAUGGACAAGGUUCAUUUCUGCCGAUGAUCACUGGCGUAAGACGGUAUGUAGAAGUGUGAUCUUGAUGGAGACAUUCCUGCAGAAAUUGCCGAGUGACCGUGGUUUUGUUGAUCUUGGUGAAGACAUCCUUUCGGCUGCUAACAAGGAGUUUGCGUGUCUCCAAACAGACUCUGAUGGCAAUCACUCCAUUCGAGCACCUGAACUAGUCGCUAAGCAACUCCAUGAUAUACUGCUUAGACUCCUUCCUGCCCACAACACCCUUGUAUUGGCAACUGUUGACAAGCACCGGCGCCCAUCGCGUCUGGUGCGAUACUGGCUGCCAUUAUCGAUGAUGCUCCUAACAGCGAGCACCUCUUUUAAGGUCCUGAAGAAUCGUCGCCAUCAGCUAAUCAGAUGGGUUGCCAGUGCCGCGGAAACUACAGUUGAGUUUUGGAGCAAUUGGGUUUUUGACCCAAUUCAAAGGCUCAUUGGAACUAUAAGGCAUGAUGAGAAAAGCGAGAUUGCCUUGAUGAGCAAGAACAGCCUAGAGGCCGACCGGGCAAGCUUAGAGCGGAUGGUAGUCGACUUCAUCCUUGAUCGUGGCGAACCGAAGCCCGAAGAUUAUGCGCUUGAUAUCAAUUCUAUCACAAACAAGGUUAGGGAGGGAGAUUUAACACCAGUUCUGAGAGCGUACGAAAAAGAUCUACGGACUCCCUUUGUCGGAACUGUACGAGGUGACCUUGUACGAGCACUCUUGAUCCAAAUCCAGAAGACGAAGGUAGAUGUUGAGAUCGCAAUUGGCGGUAUUGACGCUCUACUGAAGAGCCAGGAACUUGUUUUUGGAUUCGUUGGCCUUACACCUGGUAUCCUGGUCUCGUACGCGUCUCUUCGAUGGUUCUUGGAUCUGUUUGGCAAUAGAAAGGGUCUGAGGAUGGGUAGACGGCAGGAUGAAUUAAGACAUGCACUGCGGGCUGCUCAUCGAACGUUGAUAUCGCCUAACCCUGCACCUACCGGCGUGCUCGCAUACAGGGAUCAUGGUCUUCUGAUCUGUGACGCUGAGAUUUUGCUUAAGAAAGCAGAAACUCUUCUGAGUGGGACAGAGCUCCGCGCCUUUCGAGAAGAUGUCGCUGACCUUAUCAACCAGAGAAUGGUUGUCCGGCAGCUUGAAAUUGUUGGCAGAAUGGGUUGGGUCUACUCGAAAUGGAUGAAAUGA
Messenger RNA from Aspergillus oryzae RIB40, 1950 nucleotides. Its product is annotated as NCA2 family protein. The transcript has 4 exons. The coding region runs from base 1 to 1950 and encodes 649 amino acids. Lineage: Eukaryota; Fungi; Ascomycota; Eurotiomycetes; Eurotiales; Aspergillaceae. The record is from RefSeq and is a predicted model, not a curated record. Gene Ontology annotation, cellular component: mitochondrial outer membrane.